AUGGCUGACCCGUCUAAAAGAAGAGGUUUUGGACGUGGGCGUCAUUUCGUUGGUUCUGGUAUUUGCCCAGCUGGCGGCAACCCUGGACGACACCUGCUUCUGUUCACGGGGAAGGACGACGACUUCGCCUCCGAAGCCAGGUCGUCGCAGGCUGCCCGGCGCAUCCUUUCUGGCGGCUCCGCUGACCCCUGCCCUCCCGGCAAGCGGCACCUCUUCCCCGCCGACAGCAUCACCACCGCCCAUUACCUGCUGUUCUUCGUGGCGCUGGUCCACAUCGUGUACAGCUUAUUCACCUUCACACUGACGCUGCAACGGGGGCAGCGCAACGCCGAUUCCCAUCAUUACCAUCGCCAUCCCACAGUCCCCGAUUCGUGGUUCUCCGUGUGGGCCAGAUGGGAGCGCAGGUUCCGGCUGGCAGAGAUGGACGGAGCCGAGUCCGUGCGGGAGACCCAUUUGGCGGCCGCGGCGACGGCGGCGGCGACGACAGAGGUAGCGGUGGUGCAGCACGGCGGCGAGGGCGACGGCGCGCAACGCCACAGCGGCCGCCGUCGGCUCCUCCGGUGUUGCUGUCGCGGUGGCGGCAGCGGGGCCGGAGGCGGCCGCUUGGCGCCGCUGACGACCUGUUUGCGGGGGCUUAUGGGCGGUGUUGACCCUGGGCGUUACAAGGUGCUGCGGGGGCUGUUUCAGCUGCGUGCUCGGGCGUACGGCGUGCGGGCGUUUAGCAGCCACAAUCUGCAUUACUCUAUGGUGUGCGAGAACGCCAUGCAGAUCGACAUUGAGAAUGUGGUGGCGCACGGCUGGCUGCAGGCCUUGAUCGUGGCGAUCUUCACGCUGUACACGACGGAGGCGUACCAGAUCGUGUGGAUCGGCGGCAUCAGUAUCAUCAUGCAAGUGGUGGUGAUGUUCAAGCUGCAGUGGGUUUUAGCCACCAUCCAGCACAUCAUGACGGCGGAGGCGGGCCGCUCCGGAACCACCACGUACCGCGUCAACACCCUGUCCGAAGCGUACCAGCACAUAAGGCCCGUCGCCGCCGCGGCGGAGGCCCCCGCGGCGACGGGGCCCCACGGCGGUAGUGACAGCGAGGGUACAAGUCGGCGGUCCAUGCGGCGAGGGGGCUCAGCAAGUGGGAGCGAGCAGCAGCUAGGGGGGAAAGAGACUCAGGAGCAGGGCCGUGGCGGCGGCGGCGGCGGCGGCGGCGGCGGCGGCGACACGGUCCACCGUCGCGGCAACAGAAGCCCUGAAACCGUGAUGCUGAGCCGUGGCGGCGGCAGUGGUGGUAGAGGAAGUAGCCGAGCCGUCCGUAACUUGUCGUCGCGGUUCGCCGCCGCUGCGGCAGAAGGGCAGGAUGGUGACGGCGGCGGGGGUAGCCGCGCCGCAGAUACGUACUGCGUGUCCGGCGCGGACCGGCGCGCUGGUGGCGGUCUGCCGUACGCUGGCAGCGGACCCUACGCGGCGCCGCAGCCGUUGAGACAGCUCAACCGGGGCGCAGGGCCGCUGGCGGAGGCGUGGGAAGGUACGACGGAGACGAUGGCGGCGGCGGCAGCGCUGGCCCCGCGGCGGCCCCCGCCUACGUCCUCAUGGUGCAUGGCGAUGGAAGGAGCGGCGGACGCGAAGGCUCGUCGGCGCUGGUGGCACCGUCCCACAGCCGGCAUGCACUACCUGCCGGCGGCGGCGGCGCCUGUACAGAUGUUGCUCAGCGUGGGGCCCCAGCCGCUGCCCUCCCGAGCGCGGUUAGAGGCGUCUGUUGGAAGUGCGUAUUGUGGUGGCAGCUCGAUGGAGGUAGAGGACUGGCAGCCGUACAUACUGGGGCCUGGGCCGGUGGCGGAAGCGCAGGACUGGGGCGCCGGAGGCGGAGGCAGCGGAAGGGGCCCCAGGGUGGCUGGUACGCGUAGCCGCUCAAACAGCCUCGGGCGAGCCAGCACCGUCAGCGGUACCGCCGGGACGACCGGCGGCUGCGGUGGCAAGUCUGCAAAUAGUGGCGGGGCCGGCGCCGCUGGUACUGCUACCAACAGCAAGGCUGCAAGCGGUGUCGGAGCUGCUGCUGGCGGCGGUGCCAGUGGCAAAGCUGCCGGCGGCGGCGGAGGACCCAGCCGCAUCAAUAUCAUGGCGCGGGGAGGGCCACACCGCGGCGUGGAGAUGGUUGGCCGGAGCUUAAGCACGGGCAGCGGCGUGCGGUCCGGGGAUAUGGCCCACCCGCCUCAUACCUCUGUGCACGUGGAAGCUGCGGCUGGUGCAACUACGGCGGUUCUUGAGGGGAACGGCCUGGCUUCGGGUUGUACGACAGGCUGCAACAACCCUCUGUACGACUUAGCCUCUCCAGACGCCGCUGUGGCAGGACUGCUCGCCAGCCGGCAGAAUGGCUGCGACGGCGACGACAAGAAAACCGUCUUUGGCGCCGCCAACGCCUACGCUGCGGCGGCGCUGCUGUCGGCGCCAGCGCGUGCGCUGCCAGCGGCGGAGGCGGAGGCGGCCGCCGCCGCCGGCAACGGCUUUUCCUUCGGAACCCUAACGGGCGCUGGGUCCGGUCGCAUUGGCUGGCUGGGAGGCAAUCCGUCGGCCGGGGAGGGUGGCGGCGACGAAGGCGGUCGUAGCCGCCGGCCGUCCGCUAUGCAAAUGCCGGGACAUGGAGCUGAACCUUUGGACAGCGCCCCCAGCUACCAAUUCGCCAACCCGCUAUUCAAGGAGGCCGAAUCGGUCAGCAUGUCUUCCGCAGCGGCGGCGGCGGUGGCGACGGUGGCGGAUCGCACGAUGGCGCCACGCCAGGUCAGUGAAAAACGGCAGGUCGCGCCACAGCCGCAGCCGCAGCAGCAGCGGACCGCGCCGGCGAUUGGCUGGCGGUCCCCGCAACCCCCGCGCAAGCCGUCGGCCUCCGCCAGCGGUGCCAAACCCGCGGCACCGGCCUCCGUCGGCAGCGGCAAGCACACCUCCGCCAAGCGCCUGGUUCACCACCACCUGCACCAGGGCACCAGGGCGCGCUCCGUCACGUCUGGUCCACCGACCCAUCUGGGUUCAGAGUGGGGGGAUGAGCCGCCGGUGCUUUGGCGGAGAAGCUACGAUAUCGGCGACGCGCGAACGGGCUCAUCCGUACUGCUGCCGGCGGCGGCGGCGGAGCGGCGGCGGCUCAUCAAGGCCAACCCGUUGUAUCUGGAUCAGCCGCACUUGCCCAUAUUGGACGUGCCUCCGCCGCCCUGCAACACCGGGUUGCUGUCCCCGGUGUUGAUGCCGAACAUGGCGUCGCCGAGGGCAGCGGUGGCGGUGGCCAGCAGUACGGUAUCGGCGGCGGCGGAGCUGUUAAAUGGGGGACCUAUGGAAUGGAUUUCCGCCGGGGUUUCGUCGCACGCCGCCAAGGCAGUGCCGGCACUGUCGGUGAAGGCUGUCGGCGGCGGCGGCGGCGGCGGCCGUGGCGCCCCCGUCGCCGAGGGUGCGGACGCCGCAGCUCUGGCAGUACAAGCGCAUAUGGACGCGGCGCUGGCAGGGCCGCCGCUGCAUCAGCUGGAGCUCGGGGCGCAAGCGUCGGAGACGACGGUGGCGGCGGUGCCGCCGGCAUGGCAUGGAGCAGCGGCGGCGGCAGCAGCUUCGCCGCUGCUACCGAGCACCACCACCGCCGCUGUCUCCGCGCGUCGUCCCUCAGCCACCACAACCGACGCCGGUUGCCAGGUGACGACGGCGGCGAAUGCAUUAAUGGCUGAUGGGGAGACUGCGGUCACACACCGCCCUGCUCAGGACGCCGCCUGCCAGACGCUUCCGCCGCCAAUGCCGUCGCCGUCGCCGCCGCCGCCGCCCCCUGCACUGGAGGUUACCGGCGCCAGCCCCGCUGAUAAUCCAGCCUGCUCUAGUCGUACCGCGGUGCCGCUAUUUGAGCCGUACAAUGCCGAUGAAGAGGAGGUCGACGAGCGCGUCAGCGGAGCCGGUAGCGGUGGCGGCACAAGGCCGGAUAUGGAUGUAGUGGAGCGAAAGCUCCAGGGGCUGUUCUGGUGGGGCCGUCCGCAGCUGCUGCUUUGGAUCACCCACGUCAACUACCUGCAGAACUCCCUCAGCCUGACGUUGUGCUUGUACUACAUGCUGUCGUACGGCACCGACUCGAGCAUCCUUCAGGAGAGCCGGCGCCUGCUGCACGUGUGGCUGCCGCUCCUGGUCGCCAACCUGGCCCUCAUGCUAUACAUCGGCUGGGUGGUGGUGCCGCUGUACACGCUGGUCACCACCACCUGCACCCGCAAUCCCCGAGCGCUGCAGGAGCACAUCCGCCGACACAAAAAGGCCGAGGAGGAGGAGGGCGGCAUCACGGGUUUCAUCAUCGAGCAGUGCACUCGCUGCUUCCGGAGCUCCCACCACGCCGCCGCCCGCCACCACGCCCGCCACGGUACCCUCCAAGGCGCCCACCUCAACUCGCUGUUCCUGGCCAACCUGGCCAACCAGGCGGGGGUGGUCAUGGCGGGGGGGGCGCAGAGGAAAGCAACCAGCUCCACUCGCCAGUGUCCAUUCAUUUCUCUCCCUGGGCUUCCCCCACCUAGGCUGGGUUCCACUGGCGCGGUGUACCAGGAGAUCUUGCUCAUAUGGCUGGCAAUGGCCCGUGUGCGGAGGGGGGUGGCACAGCCACCGCCCGGCGGCCGGUUCAAACUGCAAGCUGACGUGAGUGAGUUCCGUGCUACCUUCCAGGCUCUGGACGGGGAUUGCUCCGGAACCGUCACCUCCCACGAGCUGUCCAUCUACCUGCUGCUGCUGACCGGCACACGGCUCAGCAGGGCCGAGCUGAAAGCCAUGGUGGCGGAGAUCGACCGCGAUGGUGACGGCAAGGUGUCCUUUUCGGAGUUCCUGGUGUUCAUGAUGUUCUGCUUCCUAGAUGGAGAUGGCAACGGUUGUGUGGAGAUGCACGACAUUGUUCGCGCGAGUGGACGUGUCAAGGUGCGGCUGCCGGCGGCUGAUGUGGCUGCGAUGAUGGAGCUCGCGGGGAAUCUGGCGUGUGCGGAGUACCUGUCCCCUCGGAAGCAGAGCUGGGCGGACGCAGCCAUGAGGGGACGGCUCCGCGUUGCGUGUGCUCUGGGCAUCCAAGCCUUCCAGCAAAGCGACCAAGGCGGCUGCGGCCUGUGGAACACGCUUGGAUGCUUUGCCGGGUGGCCUAAUGCCACGGGUCACCGACAUAGCUCUAUAAGUCUGUACCACAAUGUCGAGCUGGGUUGGUACCUGCAUUACCUCCUAAAGCACUCCCUGGGUAUUGGCAUGCAGGACAACCUCCAGAUGCACUUGCACCAUGCCUCAACCAUCUCACUGCUGCUCAUCAGCUUCACACUCAACCUGUACCGCUCAGGCGUGCUGGUGCUGUGCCUCCUCAACCUGUCGAACCCCUUCCUUCACGUGGCCAAGGCGCUGCAUUACCUGGAGGCAUCUGCUGACACGGUGACGUUCCUGCUGUUCGCGGUCGUGUUCUUCUUCUCGCGAGUUGUGGCCUACCCGGCAGUGGUGCUCAGGGCUACGCUGCUGGAGAGCUGGCAGGUACACCCGCCCUUCCUGGACCCGAACCAGCACCUGCCCGUGUACCUGGCGGCAAAUGCGCUGCUGCUGUUGCUCAUGGUGAUGCAGCUGCAGUGGUUUGCGGGCAUCGUCAGGCUGCUUACCAAGGCCCUGACCUCCUCCAAAGAAGAGUUCAAGGAGGAGGGCAAGGCGCACGACUACGCCAAGACCAAGCACGAGUGAACUCGGUCCAGUUCACGGCGGCCCAUAGAAUGCAGCCGGGAAGAGGGAGAGCCGCAAUGACCAUCUGGGUCAGGGAGAUGUCAUGUUGUUGGGUUUCGGCCUUCGCCCAAAACAUUGAUUAUUCAAGAACCCUGCAGGAUAGGAUGGCUGGAAAGGGGGCCACCGUCUUGGAGGGGGUGGAAGAGAGCUCGAGGGGGGAGGGCUGAUGGGAGGGUGCAGGGUCCAGCCGUGGGGCAGAGCCAUACACUGGCAAUGCAACGCGAAGCGAGUGAGCGAGCGAGCGAGAAACUGCACAGGAACUGAUCCAGCACUUGCACGUAUAUGUGCGUGAGGAGGGGGAAAUGUAUGUGUGUGUGUGUGUGAAGGGAAGGCGUAGCGCGACGAUUUACAGUCCAUUGCGGCGGUGCAACUGACCGUUUUAAGGCGAAGCACCGCGUAUAGGAGAGCACAUCAAAAGUAGUAUUGAUGGGCGGAAUUUUCCUGUUCUAGUCAUGUGAUUGUGCAGCUUUUUGAGACUGACUGUAAGAGCCGUAGCGAGAAGUCGAAAUCAUUCCUCGUUUGGGGUUUUGCACGCAUUGACAUGACGGCAAAUGCGCAUAUACACGCCGACUGGCACACCUCUAAAAUACAACUUUAUGAUUCCAUGCUAUUUUUUUGGAUGUCGCUGGAUUGCUGCAGGCUUAUCUCAUUGCGUGUCAAAGGCGCCCAGGAACUUGUAUAUCCGGAACUGUCCGAAGUCCAAAACUUGGGAUGCUAUGAAAAUGGUGCGAGUUC
Molecule: messenger RNA, 6465 nt
Organism: Volvox carteri f. nagariensis
Lineage: Eukaryota; Viridiplantae; Chlorophyta; Chlorophyceae; Chlamydomonadales; Volvocaceae
Exons: 24
Coding region: 1-5691 (1896 amino acids)
Biological process (GO): defense response
Cellular component (GO): membrane
Molecular function (GO): calcium ion binding
Source: RefSeq, a predicted model, not a curated record